Molecule: messenger RNA, 3785 nt
Organism: Prinia subflava (tawny-flanked prinia)
Lineage: Eukaryota; Metazoa; Chordata; Aves; Passeriformes; Cisticolidae
Product: TLR adapter interacting with SLC15A4 on the lysosome-like
Exons: 2
Coding region: 2239-3162 (307 amino acids)
Biological process (GO): regulation of toll-like receptor signaling pathway
Source: RefSeq, a predicted model, not a curated record
GCUGAGGGUGCGGUUUGUGAGGGGUUCCAUUGAAGCAGGGGUGAUGUUGUGGAGUUCGAGUGAAAUUGCCUUCGGAAUGGAAAAUAACGGGCCCGCAACAGCUGUGCUUAGGAAAAAGUCCCUAACGUAAAACCUUUCAAACCGCUCAACGUCUAUGUCACGUUUAUAUGCAUGCAAAGUACACAGCCUGUGCUGAGAGAAGGGGCUUUCUUAACGUGCAGCUGUAGUUCAUAUAUUAUAAUUUAGUGUGGUAGUAUUUAUUUUUUCCAUAGACGAGUGAUGUUAUAAGAGUAAUUUUUUUGUUCUUUUUCAGUAUAUAUUCAGGCCUAAAUUCUGACAUCCUCGCCUUGCUCUUUAUCCUAACUGCAAUCUAUGGUCAGCUUCUGAAAUAACUGUGGUUCUAUCUCGUCCUGACUUUAUUUUGGUAAAUAAAAGGGAAUUUCGUUUUGCUGAGAUCUAAGUGAGAGAAUGCAUGGAUUUCCGUGGAUAUAUAUGCAUUAAACACCUGAGAAUCACAGACUGGUUGGCAUUGGAAGAGAUGUUAAAGCUCACCUCAUUCCUCCCCCUCCAUCAGCAGUGACACCUUCCAUAGAUCAGGUUUCUUGGUAUGAAAUGAAGCUGAUUUGCUUUUAAUCACUCCACACAAAUUACCUGACUUGAUUUCUUCCUCUCUCUCUGUUACUUCUGAGUUUUGUUGAAACAGCUGCACAAAAUUCCAGCUGCAGCUGGCACCAAUUGCAAGCUCCGCGAGGUUCAAAACUACUUGGAAUUUGAUCCGCCCUAAUUAGAUCCUGCCCGCCAAGACCGUGGGCAGUGACUCUGCUGGAGUCCCAGCUACACCUUCUGUGCAGAAAUUGCUCAUAUAAGGUGAUUAAAAACCAGGUAAUUUUGAACAGCGUUUAUAUUUUAAAUGAGUUUUAUAUAAAUUUGGUGGAAAGAAAAAUAGCUUUUGUUUUGCCUCUAUAAAAACUGAAGGUUUUUAUGAGAUACGAGACAAAAGCAGGGAAAGAGGUAAUUUUACAGACUUCAUUGAACCUAUAUGGCCGGAAUUACUCCAAACCUAAUUUUUAAGGCACAACAUGAUUUCCCACUGACAGGGGGCAAGGUUAGAUUGGACAUUAGGAAGAAAUUCUUCCCUGUGAGGGUGGGGAAGCCCUGGCACAGGUUGCCCAGGGAAGCUGUGGCUUCCCUGUGCCUGGAGGUGUUCAAGGUUUGGUUGGAUGGGGCUUGGAACAACCUGGGAUAGUGGAGGGUGUCCCUGCCCAUGGCAGGGGGUGGCACUGGAUGAUGAUUUGUGUUUUGCUGCUGUCCCUGAACAGUGUCUUUUUAGAAUCUUUUGUCUUGUACUUUGAUGAGAUUCAGCUUCUGCUUCAUUGUGAGUUUUUAUUUUCUGAGAAAUGGGAAAUUUAGAAAAGUUACCAACAGAAAACUCUUCAGACUGUCUGUGGGCUGCAUCCUGUGCUGAAGGAGGGGUGGCUCAGUGUGUGAGCUUGGCUUCAGCUAGAAGAGGACACCUAAAAGCACCAUGGAGGCACCUGGGACGUGCCAGAGGUAAUUUUUGAACCUCUAAAGAGAGAGUUUGGUCAAUGAGCAACACAAUUGUACAGAGCUGUCCAUUGACUGCUGAUUUCAGAUUGGCACAUUGUCCUGUUUGCAUGUCGUAGACACAGGGUAUUUCACCAAAAUCCGGGUGAAAGGAAGUUGCCAACUUCUUUCCCAUCAGUGGCACAUUGCAAGACUCUAAAUUUAGCUGCGUGUUUCCACAGGGGAAGUGGUGUAAGUCCACAAGUCAGCUGAGCAGCACCGAGCUCCUGCCAGUGGAAGUGUGGUGGAAUUCGGUUCCGAUUUUGCUCUGCCCGACACAGCCCUGACCCUCUACUCCUUCCCCUUGUCCUGUUCUGGCUGCCAGCAGCUCCUCGGCAUCACACUGCGGUCAGAAACAUCUCAAUUCAUUUUCAAACAUCCUCUUUUAGACAUAGCCCUCUCUUUGUGUUCAAAAACCGCGCCCUCUCCCAGCGGGAUCACUUCUGUUUUAUGAGUUAAAAACCCCGGGGAUCUACAUCAUGAGUACGUCAGGCUUUUUCUGCACAGACAGCCGUGAGGAAAGGGUGUGUAACCAUCUGCCCCCUCCCAGCAGCUGCAGCAGGAGAGCUCUGGGCUCGGGGAAAUCCUCCUCGGACCUGACUGGGCUUGGGCUCCAUGGAACUCUAGUGAUCCCUGUUGCUCACACUUGUCACCAUGCUAGCAGAAGGCAUCCUAACAAGGCUCAUCUAUAAAGAAAGCUGUCAUCAAGAUAAGCCUUGCAAAUCUCCUGCAUCCCAAAAGGCUAAAGAGGGAAUCUGGAGACAGAAACUUGUAGAUAUCCCAAAAAUUAAAGGCUUUACUGAUGGAUGUAAGAAGCGGGAGGAGCUCUCUGCCAGAUGCAGCCAAGUGGAAGCUGGGAGCAGUCCCCAGUGGGGAUCCAUAGAAAAGGAGCCUGCAAAAGAUCAGGAAAUGCUGGUUAAAGGAACUGCAUCCCCAGCUUUACAUAUCCCCAAGAGAGGAGGAAGCCUAGAUGAGGUGGAUUUGUACAGAUCCUGGCCAUGCAACAGCAUUUACCAGAACUAUCCUGACCUGCAGAUUGGGGGGGACCAUGUGGGGGGCCACACGUGUGACUCGGGCUGUGUCCUGGACCAUGUAUGUGAUGAACUUCCUGACGGCCCUGUCCUGCUCUCCGUAGAUAUUCCUCUGGGUCAGUCCCCUCUGCGUGAGCAUCCCAAAAAGCCCAGUGGGAUCUCUCUGCCUGGAGAUGAAGCUGCAGAAAGGAGCCUCAUGCUCAGUGAGGAGCCCCUUUCCAACUCCACACUCAACAAGUACAUGGAAGCCAAAGUGGCAGAGCUCUACAAACAGUUUUUUGAAGAGAGCCUGGCCAGGUGUGGUUCCAUAACAAACCUUCUCACCUGCAGCUGGAUAAGGAACAGCCUGGACCAGAUAAGUGUUCAGAUCUCCCAGGAGCAGAACAUAGAAACCUCCAAAGCCAGAGGAGCCCUCUUGCACUCGUUGGCUUUGUUCAGCUCCCGCAACGCUCCCAACAAGAACAGCUCUGAGUUCAGCACCCCAAACCUCCAAAUCUCCAACACAGGGGGUGCAAAAUGGAGCUGCAGGGUGAAAUUCACGUCCUGACUGAGCUGCCGAGCUCAGGAGAGGGAUGGGAUUCAUGUAUGAAUGUUUCACUCUAAGGAUUAGGUUGGGAAAUGGAAACAUUUACACACUACACUUUGUUCUAAUUAAUAUUUUAAGUCUUAAACCCCUUUGGUAGCAGAGGAAGUAAAGGUCACUGUUUUCUGUUUUCUAAUGGAGAAUUUGAAAUCAAUUUCUCUCCAAAAUACUGGUUAAUCAUGUUUUUAUAAUAUAUAUAGAAUCAUAGAACUGUUAAAGUUGGAAAUGACCACUAAGAUCAUUAAGUCCAACCAUCAACCCAGCACCACUAAACCACUCAACUCAAGUGCCACAUCCACAUGUAAAAGCAUUAAUUUUCUGCCAAAUCAGCAAGCAAAGAUGACUGCAGCAUUCCUGAAAAAAUAGUGCAAGAUUCCUGCAUCUUCAUUUAGAAAUUUAAAUGCAGAUUUUUGUAUGGAAAUACUGUUGAUUAGUUCUCAAACACAUUUUCUCCCCUUGCUCUUGCUUCUCAGCAAAUAUUUCAGCUGGAAAUUAUUCAUUAUGUCACCACUGUAAAAUGAUAGAUGAAUUGGACUGUUACUUGCUCUGCAGAAGUUUUUUUCUAAUAAAGUUUUUUGUGCGGUGUU